Molecule: messenger RNA, 1554 nt
Organism: Ochotona curzoniae (black-lipped pika)
Lineage: Eukaryota; Metazoa; Chordata; Mammalia; Lagomorpha; Ochotonidae
Gene: TRMT10B
Product: tRNA methyltransferase 10B
Exons: 9
Coding region: 241-1191 (316 amino acids)
Biological process (GO): tRNA N1-guanine methylation
Cellular component (GO): nucleoplasm; nucleus
Molecular function (GO): tRNA binding
Source: RefSeq, a predicted model, not a curated record
UGCCGGGGUUUGGUGACGGGUGUGCGGGCGCGGCGUCGGGCACCAGCUGAAGAAGCGGCGUGUCUCGGUGCUUCUCUUCGGAUUGCAGUCCCGGGCGGGAAGCCGAGCGUUCGGGAAGGCGGGAGAAGGGUGUUUCCGAGCUGCAGGUGCUGGAGGACUGCAGUGAGCUGCAGUUUGGAGCGGAGAAAGAGGCGCAGGCUGACUGGCUGCUUCAUCGCUAGAGGACCAAGGACUAAGUACAUGGAGUGGAAGUUGGAAAGGAGUGCCCAGGAAACACAGCCAGCUGUUCUGCGGGAGCAGGAAGGCAUCCUGGAGGGCACAGAUGAAGAUGGGGUCUCUGAAAGCUUCCGGCUUCUGCAGAUUGACGUGGGAUGUGAGCGCCAGGGGGAAGAGACUCCACCCAUGGGCAGUGCGUCAUGGUGCUCGAAAAAUGUCCAGAGGAAACAGAGACAUUGGGAAAGAAUAGUUGCAGCCAAGAAGAGUAAAAGGAAACAAGAAAAAGAAAGAAGAAAAGCCAAUCGUGCAGAAAAUCCAGGCAUCUGCCCCCAGCACAGCAAACGUUUUCUGAGAGCCUUAACCAAAGAGAAGCUUUUGGAAGCCAAACGCUCAGGACCAAGACUGUGUAUUGAUUUGAGUAUGACCCACCACAUGUCAAAGAAGGAAUUGAGUAGGCUGGCUGGACAGAUCCGCAGGUUGUACGGGUCAAACAAGAAGACUGCCAGGCCGUUCUGGAUCUGCCUCACUGGCUUCGCAACAGACAGUCCCCUGUAUGAAGAGUGUUUGAGGAUGAAUGAUGGAUUUUCUGGUUACCUGCUAGACAUAACGGAAGAUGACUGCUUUAGCGUCUUUCCUCUGGAAACACUUGUCUACCUGACUCCAGACUCUGAACAUGCUCUUGAAGAUGUUGAUCUCAACAAAGUUUACGUCCUUGGGGGACUUGUGGAUGAAAGCGUGCAGAAGAAAGUGACACUUCAGAAGGCUCGGGAGCACUCUGUUAGGACGGCCCGUUUGCCAAUCCAGGAAUACAUGGUCCGAUGCCAGAAUGAGAAAAACUAUCAUUCAGAGGUCCUGGCCAUCAACCAAGUGUUUGAUGUCCUGGCCACUUACUUUGAGACUCACAGCUGGCCUGAAGCCCUGAAGAAAGGCGUGUCCUCAGGGAAAGGCUUCGUGGUGCGCAGUGCUUUGGAGUGAUGGGCGGCCCAGGCAGCUGCUGCUGGCGGCUUUACCAAAGAGCAGGGCGCAGGGUGGACUUGCACACACUUACCUUUCCACACUAUCUUGGAUCGUCUCAGUCAUGGGAUGGAAUCAACUAGUGACAAGAACCUCAUUUUUUGUGCUCUUUUUUAUCUUCUAUAGUGCCUCACCAAAAGUGCCCAGAUACAUGUUAAGUAAAAAGUUUACAGAACCAGUAAUUAACCCUAAAACUACAUAGCUCUGUGUUAGUCUGUUUGUCAAAGAUGUAAAGAUGUAAAUAUUGUUGCAUCAAGAAUUGGAUUUUUGGGGCCUGGCACAGAAGCCAAGUGGCUAAAGUCCUUGCCUUGCACACGCCAGGAU